AUCACUCGUUCGGGUAUCACUCGUACAACUUGUCAUGUGGUGUGGUCGCGGUGAUCAUCGCGUCUCGCCUCGCCUCGCCUCGCGUUGCUGGCACUUGCCGGUUCACUGUACUCUACUCCACCAACCGCAAACAUCGCAGCGCCCGAGAACUUGUCUCCCCCCCAGUUCGACCUCUACGACGACCACUCUCCGCGACUACAUCCGUUAGCUCCCUACGCAUCCUCGAGUUCUCGUCGCACCCUCCCCACUAGUCACCACUACCACCCAGUUACCACUAUGUCCAGCACCGACGAAGUCCGAAUCCCUCCAGCGCUGCUUCAGCGUCUAAUCACAGAAUUCAUGGAAGACAAAAAGACGCGCAUCUCACAACCGGCAGUCGACGCGCUUGGCGAAUACUUCCGCACAUUCAUCCGCGAAGCGAUCUGGCGGGCGGCGCAGAGCCGCAAGGGCGACGAAGACGACGAGGUUGGCGGGAGGGUUGUCGGUGGGGGAACGCUGUUUCUUGAGGUAAGGGCUAUGUGUGGCGGAAGAAAGGGAAGGGACGAAUGCUAAACCGGGGUGGGGCGACAGGUCGAGGAUAUAGAGAAGGCUGCGCCGCAGCUCAUGUUGGAUUUCUAAAGGGUUGGGGAUCGGUCAUCAGGCGCAAUGGGAGUUCUCGUUCACGGUUUACGAAUACACAUACCUAGGUAC
Tricharina praecox is the source of this 690-nucleotide messenger RNA. RefSeq lists its product as uncharacterized. NCBI's taxonomy places the organism in Eukaryota, Fungi, Ascomycota, Pezizomycetes, Pezizales, Pyronemataceae. Gene Ontology annotation, cellular component: Fanconi anaemia nuclear complex; FANCM-MHF complex. The record is from RefSeq and is a predicted model, not a curated record. Gene Ontology annotation, biological process: DNA repair; resolution of meiotic recombination intermediates; kinetochore assembly. The transcript has a single exon. The coding region runs from base 277 to 552 and encodes 91 amino acids. Gene Ontology annotation, molecular function: protein heterodimerization activity.